Messenger RNA from Hemiscyllium ocellatum (epaulette shark), 1413 nucleotides. It is a transcript of the gene mmp23ba, whose product is annotated as matrix metallopeptidase 23ba. Lineage: Eukaryota; Metazoa; Chordata; Chondrichthyes; Orectolobiformes; Hemiscylliidae. Gene Ontology annotation, biological process: extracellular matrix organization; collagen catabolic process; proteolysis. Gene Ontology annotation, molecular function: metalloendopeptidase activity; zinc ion binding. The transcript is spliced from 9 exons. Gene Ontology annotation, cellular component: extracellular matrix. The record is from RefSeq and is a predicted model, not a curated record. The coding region runs from base 152 to 1300 and encodes 382 amino acids.
UGAUUCAGUUGCAUUGACACACAUUCUGUUGACAAAUGCAUCUUCAGGUCUAGCACGUUGUGCUCUGUCCAAUACAAUGAUCUCCAGACACGCUCCUGGACAGAGUGGUCUGAGUCUGAGGCACUGAAGGGAACGUGGGAAAACUUUGACCAUGAUGGAGUUUUUUCGAAGAUCUGAAGAUGAAGAUUAUUUCACAAAUAUUAAGUUUUUGAUGUGCAUUGCUGUGUCGUUCAUGUUCAUAGCUGGAGAUAAAUCUGUUGAUGCAUUUCCUGCUUGGACACCUCAGUUAGAAAAUACCGUACCUCCCAGUUUUUUGGUGUUCGAUGUUCACUCCACAUUCCAGCACCAGGCAAGAAAGAAGAGGUACACAUUAACUCCGCAGAUGCAGAAAUGGGAUCAUUUCAAUCUAACAUACAAAAUUCUGUCCUUUCCAAAGACCCUGAAUGAAAAGGACACAGAAAAGGGAAUCGCACUCGCUUUUCAAAUGUGGAGCGAAGUUUCUCCUUUCAAUUUCACUCAAGUUCCUGCAAAUGUCAGUGCUGACAUUAAAAUAGGGUUUUAUUCCAUAAAUCACACCGACUGCUUGGAAGUUCCUUCUCAUCCGUGUUUUGAUGGAAUAACGGGAGAACUAGCACAUGCUUUCUUUCCAACUAUUGGAGAAAUCCAUUUUGAUGAUUUUGAACAUUGGCAAUUGGGUAAAACUCGCUUCAGCUGGAAGAAAAUUGUCUGGCUUACUGAUUUGGUACAUGUUGCAGCCCACGAGAUUGGACACAGCCUUGGAUUAAUGCAUUCACAGAACGCAAAUGCACUUAUGCACAAAAAUGCUACUUUAACAGGAAAAGAUAAAAUCAGUCAGGAUGAUAUCUGGGGGAUUUGGAGGCUGUAUGGUUGCUUGGACAGACUUGAUGAAUGUCCUUCCUGGGCGCAGAUGGGAUUCUGUGAAAAACAACUUUCUUUCAUGAAGAAGCAUUGUCCCUUAAGCUGUGACUUCUGCAGAGAUCCACCCAUUCCAACCAAUGCACCUACACCUUUACCUCCCAGGACUAAAGUUAGACGAGUUUCCAAAGGACGAAAGGUUACAGUUCAAUGUGGACGAAAGGUUGCUCAUAAGAAAGGGAUAUUGCAAUGGUAUAAAGAUGACGAGCUAUUAGAGUUCUCAUAUGCUGGUUAUAUCUCCAUGAUGGGGAAUAAGCUCAUCAUCGUUGCUAAUGCAAUCAAUCAAGGAACCUACACCUGUCUAGUGAAGAAAAAAGACAAAAUUCUUACAAAAUACUCCUGGCGGUUAAUAGUUAAAGAGUAAAAGACUUUACCUACCCUGUACCUGGUUAUGAUCUACUUAACUUGUUAAGUUAAUACAUUGUUUGAUGUUUGUACAGUGAUCUUUAUUAAAUCUGACUGACCAAUCUGUCAAAA